This is a messenger RNA of Centruroides sculpturatus (bark scorpion), 2613 nucleotides long. RefSeq lists its product as uncharacterized. The coding region runs from base 132 to 1253 and encodes 373 amino acids. Gene Ontology annotation, cellular component: cytosol. NCBI's taxonomy places the organism in Eukaryota, Metazoa, Arthropoda, Arachnida, Scorpiones, Buthidae. The transcript has 2 exons. Gene Ontology annotation, biological process: neurogenesis. The record is from RefSeq and is a predicted model, not a curated record.
CUUCGAGUGAGAUACGAAUCCAAAACAAAGAAAACGAAGAAAUUAUUAUAACAGAGGAUCAGUUAAAUAAAGUCUUGAACAGGCAAUUGGAACGUCAUAUUAUAUAUUUCGAAAAUUCGAAAGUACUGUUUAUGCCUUAUCCAAUCGAGAUCAUCAGACAAUUCGUUACUUAUGUACAAACGGACGAUCCCGGAUUGACAUCUAUUACACACGCUUUCGAUCUGUAUCAUCUGAGUUUAAGAUUCGAGUUAGAGAAUUUAAGAAAGAAAUGCAGAUCAUUUAUUAUUCUGCAAAUAAGUCUGCAUACCGUUUGUGCAAUCCACGAUUUUGCACGUGACAUCGGUGAUCUGGUCGUAACUUAUUAUUGCUGGGUAGCUUUUGACUAUCACGGAGAAACACUACUUACAACAGUCGACUUUAUAUGCUGUAAACUUGCAACAAUUGAUAGACUGCUAUCUCGACCGAUAUAUGAAUCUGUCAGUGAAUUGCGUUUACUCCAAGCCGUGUAUCAGUGGAGCAAAGAACUAGUUAAAAGACAAUCGGGUAUAGACAACUUCCGUUCGAUGAAUAAAGAAUCGAAAAGAAACGUAAUAAGAAAUGUUAUAAAGCCAUUUAUUGGAAAAGUCAGAUUUCUUGCCAUGAAUGAAGAAGAAUUACAAUCUUUUGUUUUUAAAAUGAACUUGUUAAACGAAGUAGAAAAGAGUCAUAUCUGGCAUGCUUUUAAGUAUAAUAAUUAUUCUUUAUAUCCCAGUUACUUCAGUCGAGAAACAAAAACAAGAAGCAAAAUAAAUUAUUUUAGCUUGUUCUAUUACAUAAAUCGUGGAGAUCCUUUUAUUGUCAUAAACAGAAAGAUGAAAGAUUACAUAUAUUUUAGCAGCGAAGUAGUUGUAAGGGAAGAUUGUUACGUCACGACUCUUCGAUUUCCAAUGAAGCUUCGCGAAACUUUUCCAAUGCACGUAUACGGGUAUAUUAACGAUUUGGACUACGGACAGUUUUCGUUAGACACCGUUUGCAAUAAAGACGGAGUAGCAUAUCUGCAAACAUUUUUGUAUCUAAAAAAAUAUUGGUCAAUUCGUUUAUUUGCUUUCUUUUUCAGCGCUGAAAAUGUCCAUCCCGAUUUCACGUUUUCAGCUGAACUGAGUAACUUUGUGAGCGACGAAGAAACAGAUGCCAGGAAAUUUGAAGACAAAUUUUUAACCUGUGACAGAAACCUUGUGAAUAAUAUUUACUUUUCGGUUGAUUUAUAUUUUUGAAGUCAAAAUUUUCACUGAAAAAACGCGAAAUCUAAACGAGAAUAUAAUGUAAAGUUACUUCGAAUAUGAUUAUUUCUUACUGUAUCAAUGAAUGAAAUAAUGAAUUUAUUGUGUUUUCAGAAAACAAAAUUUAAAUAUAAAAUGCUUAUUAAUGUAAUUUGUUUUCUGAUAUGUAAAUUGUCAUUAGUCAAGUUGUUUAUAUUUCAAAAUUUAUUAUUUCCUAAUAUAUCUUCAUCAAGAAAGUUUAUAGUUGUCAGCAUUUGAACGAUGAUUACGUGCGUGAUUUCAUUUUUUAUCGCAGUAGAUGUUCGAGAAAGAAAUAUAAUUACAAUCAUACAGGAUUUAUCUUUUAUUUCUUCAUGUUAAUGACGAUAGAAAUAAGAAGAGUUAAAACUAGAAUUUUUGUCUAAAUGUACGAGCUAUUCGAUAUCCACGUUUCAAUUUUAUUAUUUACAGUAUUGUUUUUUGUAUUCGUUGUAUAGAAUGUGAUGUUUUACCAUUCUUUUCAUCUAUGAUACUUUACAUAAAUUUAAUUGGCUUCAAAUUUGAUUUUUUUAAUUGAAUGUGUCUGGAAAUCUUACCUGGUUACUGACAUUUUCCGUUAAAAGAACAGUGCGUUUAGAACGAGUUUAUUGCAGAAUUUCUACAGCAGCAAUUUUCAUAAAAUUCAACUAUUCAAAAGCUUUAUAAGGUAUAGCUUUAAUACUACGUGAUUACACUUAGGUAGUUUUAAUAGCGGUACUGUACUUAUUUUUAAUACUAAACAAUGGGACAUUGAAGACCAUUCAGAACUUUUCGACGAAUUUUUAUUGUCAUAUUAUUUAAAAAUUUACAUUAAUGUAUUUUAUUUUGUGGCAAUUUUAAUGAUGCUUGUUUAUUGCAUGCGUGUUUUAUGAAUGGGUAUGUUCAGGUACAAAGACAAGCAAUUAAAUAAUGUUUUGAAAAUUUUAUUCUGUUUUGUGUAAAGAAACAACACUGUGUAAUUGUGUCAGAAGACAAUUACACAGUGUUAUUUAUUCCUUUAAUUGAAUAGAAUGUAAAUAUUUGAUAUCAUGCUAGAGUCGAAAUUUCUUUUGAGUUCGUCUUUUCCUCUUCAACAUAGAGUAUAACAUAACACACAUGAAACGUAAUUAGUCAAAAAGUGAAAAAGUUGUAGAACAAUACAGAAAAUUGUGAGAUAAAAAUGCUAUUUUAAUUACAACUUGUAGGAAUUAGUAUUUUUCCUAUCAGUUUGAUUUAUUUCUAGCUUUAUAGAUGUAAUAGGUAAAUUGGCAGGCUGUUAAGGCUGUUAACUUGAAUAUGUUUAGUGUUUACACCUAUUGAUUAAAAACAUACAAUUUAAUUUGUGAUAAUUUAUAAG